Molecule: messenger RNA, 3190 nt
Organism: Spirodela intermedia
Lineage: Eukaryota; Viridiplantae; Streptophyta; Magnoliopsida; Alismatales; Araceae
Source: the annotation of a GenBank genome assembly
AUGGAAGAGACAUUCAUUCCAUUCCGCGGGAUCAAGAACGACCUGAAGGGCCGAUUAUCAUGCUACAAGCAGGACUGGACUGGUGGGCUCAGAGCCGGCUACAGGUACCCCCUUUCCCUCUUUCUCUCGGUCAACGGGCGUGAAGGUUCGUCUUUUCUCUUUCUGCCUAAUUCAGUCCCAAAUUCCAGGAUUCUGGCGCCGACGACGUACAUAUUCUUCGCCUCGGCGAUUCCUGUCAUAUCCUUCGGGGAGCAACUGGAGAGGAACACAGGUAUCUAUCUAUCUAUCUGUAAUUAUUAUACUUUUGAGUCAUGUUGGUGUUAAUGAUCCUUCUUCUCCUUCUUCUUCUUCUUCCUGAUCUGCGCAGAGGGGACGCUGACGGCUGUUCAGACGCUCGCCUCCACGGCCCUCUGCGGGAUCAUACACUCGAUCAUCGGAGGGCAGCCGCUCCUCAUUCUCGGCGUGGCCGAGCCGACAGUGCUCAUGUACACCUUCAUGUUUGAGUUUGCCAAAGAUAGGCAAGAUCUGGGCCCGAAGCUCUUCCUGGCGUGGAGCGGAUGGUAUCGUCUUCUUCCUCCCACUUCCACCAGUCGCAGAUUCAGAGAUCUCCUCCUCCUCCCUCCUAUCGUCAUCUCACACUUUCUCUCUAUGUUCCUCUCUCUCUCUUGCGAUUCACAGGGUCUGCGUCUGGACGGCCCUCCUGCUCUUCAUCAUGGCCAUUCUUGGCGCCUGCUCUAUCAUCAACAGAUUCACCCGCGUCGCCGGCGAGUUAUUCGGCCUUCUGAUAGCGAUGCUCUUCAUGCAGCAAGCCAUACGGGUAGGCCUCUCUCUCUCUCUCUCUCUCUCUCUCUCUAUCUAUCUAUCUAUCUCUCUCUUUUUCUCUCUAAGAUUAGAGCAACUCCUGGCAGGGCCUCAUCGACGAGUUCCGGAUACCGGAGAGGGCGAACCGGGUGGAGACGCAGUUCCUGCCCUCCUGGCGCUUCGGGAACGGAAUGUUCGCCGUCGUUUUGUCAUUCGGUCUCCUCUUCACCGGCCUCAGGAGCCGAAAGGCCCGCUCUUGGUGCUAUGGGACAGGUUUGGAAGUCAACGGCCUGUCCUCAUCUUCUUCCUCCGACCCUCUUCCUGAAAUCGGCCAUUAAACCAUAAAAAUCUCCGCUUUGCUGGGAAUCACAGGGUGGCUGCGAGGGUUCAUCGCCGACUACGGCGUCCCCCUCAUGGUGGUCGUCUGGACUGGGAUCUCCUACGUUCCAUUCCUGGAAGUGCCCAAGGGGAUCCCCCGGCGGCUCUUCAGCCCUAAUCCCUGGUCUAAAGGGGCCUACUCCAACUGGACUGUCAUCACAGUAAGUGAGCUCCACCCUCUCUCUCUCUCUCUCUCUCUCUCUUAAAUGGGAUCUCUGAUUUGGUCAUCUGGGCAGGAAAUGACGGACGUACCCCCUCUGUACAUAGUCGGAGCUUUCAUCCCUGCCACUAUGAUCGCCGUGCUCUACUACUUCGACCACAGCGUCGCGUCGCAGCUGGCCCAGCAGAAAGAGUUCAACCUGAAGAAACCCUCCUCGUAUCACUACGACCUCCUCCUCCUGGGUUUCCUGGUCUGCGCUGUCCUUCCCAUUUAUGGCAAUCGCAACCCCUAUUAAUUAGGCCGACGAAUCCUACUUACCAUGUUCGCAUCUUCAGACCUUGCUCUGCGGGCUCAUUGGGGUCCCUCCGGCGAACGGCGUCAUCCCACAGUCUCCGAUGCACACCAAGAGUCUGGCCACGCUCAAACACCAGGUUGCAGGGAUAGAUUUUCUUUCUUCUGCUGAAACCUCUAUGAACGAGGACGAGCUCCCUUUCUCUAAUGGCGAUUGCUUCACUGAAAACAGCUGCUGCGCAACAAGCUGGCGUCUACUGCCCGCAAGAGCAUCGCCCAGAACUCGAGCUUGACCCAGCUUUACGGCGACAUGCAGGAAGCCUACAACCAGAUGCAGACGCCGCUGGUUCACCAGCCAACGACCUUGGUGAGUAAAAGCCAUGUAGGAUUUUGGAUUCAUCUCUGGAGUUACUUGACGUUGGUUGCUGUUCUUCAGGGUCUGAAGGAGCUGAAGGAGUCAACGAUCCAGAUGGCUUCGAGCUCCGGCGACAUGGACGCGCCGGUCUUCGAGCCGGCCUUUGACGUUGACAAGGACAUCGAUGACCUGCUCCACGUCGAGGUCAAAGAGCAGAGGCUCAGCAACCUGUUGCAGUCGUUGUUGGUCGGCGGCUGCCUCGCUGCCAUGCCGUUCCUCAAGAAGAUCCCCACCUCAGUCCUCUGGGGGUACUUCGCCUUCAUGGCCAUUGAGAGCUUGCCCGGUAACCAGUUCUGGGAGAGGAUCCUCCUCCUCUUCACCGCCCCCAGCAGGAGAUACAAGUAAGCCACGAGAGAUAAAAAUAGAUAGAUAGAUAGAGAGAGAGAGAGAGAGAGAGAGAGAGAGAGAGAGAGAGAUCAUCCAUCUUCCGGCCCCUGAAAUCAUGGACUGAUCAGAGCUCUGAAUCUGGACUGACGCUGGUUCUUGGUUGCAGGGUGCUGGAGAAGUGCCAUGUGACGUUCCUGGAGACGGUGCCCUUCAGGACCAUCGCCACCUUCACCCUGUUCCAGCUGACCUACCUGCUCCUCUGCUUCGGCCUCACUUGGAUCCCCAUCGCCGGCGUCCUCUUCCCCCUGCUGAUCAUGCUCCUGGUCCCAGUGCGGCAGUACGCCCUCCCCAAGUUCUUCAAGGGCGCCCAUCUCACAGACCUCGACGCAGCAGAGUACGAGGAAUCGCCGGCCCUGCAGUACGGUCUCGAGGUCAGCCCCCCUGCUUCUCUUUCUCUCUCUAAACCUGUUCUUCGAGAAACUCCGACGGAGCCGCUGAAUUCGCCGGACAUGGAUUCAAAUCAAAUGCCGCAGGAUCAGGCUUCUGAUGGGACGGGGAUUGCCAGCGGCCGCGCGGACGACGCAGAGAUCCUGAGCGAGAUGAUCACUCGAAGCCGCGGCGAAAUCAUCCAUGUCCAGAGCCCGAAGAUCACGAGCUCCUCCUCCGGCACAUUCGACGACAUCAGAUUGGAGCGAAGCCCGCGGGUGGGGGAACUGAGGGUGGCCAGGAGCCUGAGGCUCGGAAGAACAACCUCCGCGGGAUCGCAUGGCACGCCGAGCCCACGCCCGUCCCCUCUCGCGCGAGGCUCUCGCGGUUGA